AUGCAGACUGCCGUGGCGGUCCUCGUAUCAGGCGUGGUGGCGCUAUUCGGAGUGACGAGCGCCGUGCUGGGGUUCAUAGCCGAGGCCAAGAGGCUCAAAGUGAAACUGGUGUGGUUAAUUUGCAGGGUAGCGGCGGUGAUCGCUGUGGUUUACUUCUGGGUAGGCGCGGCGCUGAACGCGCCCAUGACGCGCCGAGCCAAAAUCGCGGGCCCCGACAAGGAGGAGUGCUACUUACUCAAGGGCGGUAUCUUCGUCAGGGCGGCCGUGCUUAGCCUCAUCACCACCUCGCUUGGGAUCAUGUCCUGUGUCUUGCUCCGCCUGCCGGCGGCUACUACGGACGUGACUGUAGAAGGCCAGCGUGCGGUCGGGCUGCCGGAGUGGCAAGCACCGAACCCGAAGUUUGCUCGCUCCUCCUCCUCCUUAGGGUCAGGCGCAUGGGCAAGUGCAGUGCAGGUGUAA
Molecule: messenger RNA, 459 nt
Organism: Miscanthus lutarioriparius
Lineage: Eukaryota; Viridiplantae; Streptophyta; Magnoliopsida; Poales; Poaceae
Source: the annotation of a GenBank genome assembly